AGAUGCUUUGAAACUUGAAAGUUAAAACACGUGGCGCUAGUGUUCUCCAGUCUCCGACCCAUGAAUUAAAUUGUGACUGUGAUUGUCAACCGUGGAUGUGGAAUGUUUAGUGUUGUGAAGUGAAUUGUAGUUUGGAAUUGUUGUUAAUUUUUUGUCAUGUGGUUCCAUGUGUGUAAAAGAUAAAGAGGCUGAUAGUUUAACGUUGUGGAAUGGUUCCUGUGUUUCGGCGUUUUCUCGUUGAUUAGUGCGGUUGAGGCGAGCUCGGCACAAUGGGGAAGCUACUGUCGAAGAUCUUCGGCAACAAGGAGAUGAGGAUAUUGAUGCUGGGUCUGGAUGCUGCGGGGAAGACUACUAUUUUAUAUAAGUUAAAAUUAGGUCAGUCAGUUACAACGAUACCAACAGUCGGUUUCAAUGUUGAAACUGUAACGUAUAAAAAUGUCAAAUUCAAUGUAUGGGAUGUUGGAGGACAGGACAAAAUACGACCUCUGUGGAGGCAUUAUUACACAGGCACCCAGGGUUUGAUCUUCGUGGUGGACUGUGCGGACCGCGAUCGUAUAGACGAGGCCCGCCAGGAGCUGCACCGCAUCAUCAACGACAGGGAGAUGAGGGACGCCAUCAUACUCAUAUUCGCUAACAAGCAGGACUUGCCAGACGCAAUGAAACCCCACGAGAUCCAAGAGAAGCUGGGUCUGACACGCAUCAGGGACAGGAACUGGUACGUGCAGCCGUCGUGCGCCACAUCCGGGGACGGACUGUACGAGGGCCUGACGUGGCUCACCACCAACCACAAGUUAUGAGCUGCGGAGUAGGCGGACAGCCGCCUCCAUCACUUACGGUGAAGAAAAUAACGAUGCCAUGUAAUGUAAUAUCGCUGCGUACCAUCCAGAUAGUGUUUUGGGUGUUUGUGAGUGACGCAGUGAGCUACAGGACACUAGUUAGUCUUACAGUGAACUAAUUGUCACACAAAUAAAUCAAUUAUUCCAUUUAUUUAAAACGAAAAUUAGAGCUUUGUUGUAUCGAAAUAUUUGAUUAUUAUUAUUUUUUUAUGUUUAUUUAAAACGAACGAUUACAUAGGGUAAAUGAUUUUUUAUUAUAUAAUUAUUAUUUUUUUUAAAUGUUUACCUCCGUCGUUUUGUAUGAUAGUUACGGAGUAAUCUAUGGACGGAUGGAUGAAUGUUUAAUACGAGUAUUUAUAAAGCAAUAAAGAAAGCACGCCUGCGUAUAGCAUAUUGUACAGUAGCUUGUCAAAAUUUGUAUGCAAUAGAAGUGGACGAUCCGCUUGUCUUGGUUAUUGGAAUGAAUAAAACCUCAUUACUAAUUUAAGUAGAAAAUAAUAAUGAAGCGACAUUUUUACAAUAUUGAUAAUAUCCAAAAAUAACCCCUUAAUAAUAAAGCGUUUAUUUUAAUUUUGCUUUAAUAUUUUACGCUAUGCUUUCGCUUUGUGUGAAUAUCGUAAUUGGGACCAUCCCUAUUUGGACGGUUUUGGGAGUCCAGUCAUCGAGCGAGUUAUUAUAUUUUAAAUAGUAUUACAGCUGUUUGAAUAUAAGAAAAUCAAAACCAGAAUAACUUGAUCCCAUAUUAGGGUCAGUUUACACCAGGUUAUGUAUGUAGAGACGACCACAUAUUGAUAACGCUAUAAUUAAAAUUUUAUUACAAACUAAUUGGAUAUGUUCAGUUGAAUUGUCUUUAUACACUGUCGGUGUAGACACACCUUUAAUGGAAAUUAUAUUAACGUGCCUUCCUUCAAGCUUGUUCUGUCCAUCCAUUGAAUAUAUUUUGUAUAAAAGUUCGUUUUGUAUAUAAAGAAACGAAACAGACAAACAAACAUACCACCACUCCAUUCCAUUAAAUAUAUAUAUUUUUUAAUGCUCCCGUUCCUGAAGUUUUGUUGACUUUAUUAAUUGGAUUUAUUCAAAGGUGCUGGUUUAAAAGUUAAAUUAAUUAAUAGUAGUUUAAAAAAAAAAAAAUUGUCAAUUUUUUUUUCUUAUAACAAUAUUUUUAUGACAACGCCAGCACUGAAAGCAAUGUUUGAUAUAAUGGAAAGAUUUACAUUAGUUAUAAGAUCUAUAUAUGUAUACUAUUUUGUUACUUUAUUUGAUUAAUUUUUCUGUAUUUGUGUUGAAUAUAAAAAAAAAAUGUAUAAGUGGUCAUGUAAGAACAUUUCGAAUGCCUCGGAUUGACAGUAGUUACAACAGAGCACGGUGAUGAAAUUAUUGCUACAUAUUGAUUUGAUCGAAUAAAACGAAGCUGAACAUUUCUUUGUAUAUUAUGUUAAUAAUAUUAUAUGACAUAAAAAAUUAUAUAUAUAUACAUACACAUAUAUAUAUUUUGCUAAUCAAUAUGUUUAAUUAAAAGAUUAUAUGAUUUUUUUUAGAAGCUUCUCAGUGUCCAAAACGGAGUGUAAUAGAUUUAUCGGAGUUCACAAAGUGUUAUAAAAUGUAUUUAGUUUUAGUUAGGCGUUCAGUGCGGAGUUUAAGAGCACUAAUGGGAUUGUAUGAUUUAAUAUUUUUUUUUUAUAUCUGUUCAUUGUAAAUUAUGUGAAACAAGGUGUGGUUGAGUUACAGUCUGCUGUAUGAUAAUGUAGAAAGGUUAUCCGAUAUAAAUUCACACUUAUAAA
Messenger RNA from Danaus plexippus (monarch butterfly), 2617 nucleotides. It is a transcript of the gene Arf51F, whose product is annotated as ADP-ribosylation factor 6. NCBI's taxonomy places the organism in Eukaryota, Metazoa, Arthropoda, Insecta, Lepidoptera, Nymphalidae. Gene Ontology annotation, molecular function: GTPase activity; GTP binding. Bases 270 to 797 code for a protein of 175 amino acids. The transcript has 7 exons. Gene Ontology annotation, biological process: intracellular protein transport; vesicle-mediated transport. The record is from RefSeq and is a predicted model, not a curated record. Gene Ontology annotation, cellular component: cytoplasm.